Musa acuminata subsp. malaccensis (wild Malaysian banana) is the source of this 1295-nucleotide messenger RNA. Its product is annotated as nuclear pore complex protein NUP35-like. Gene Ontology annotation, cellular component: nuclear pore nuclear basket; nuclear membrane; nuclear pore central transport channel. Lineage: Eukaryota; Viridiplantae; Streptophyta; Magnoliopsida; Zingiberales; Musaceae. Gene Ontology annotation, biological process: nuclear pore organization; NLS-bearing protein import into nucleus. Gene Ontology annotation, molecular function: structural constituent of nuclear pore; nucleic acid binding; phospholipid binding. The record is from RefSeq and is a predicted model, not a curated record.
GGCGCCGGACGCUUCGCCACUCCCGGCCAGGCAGCGGCCGUCUCCGCCCUCUGGCGCGACAACUUCGCCUCCGCUGACCCGCCCCCGCCGCCGGUAUUCACCCUCGGCGACCGCGUCGACUUCUCCCCCGAGCCUGCCCUCGCCGCUGACCUGACGCCGCCCUCUCCCGUGUCCCGAACCCCUCCGCACGCCCUUUAUGGGCCCGCCUCGUUCUCAUCCCCUUUCAAGGUCACCGCGGAGCCCAGUGGCUCCGGCGCCCCCGACGAGGGGUUUCGGGUCCUCCGGUUUCCGAGCGGUGGGGACUCGGGUUGGGUGUCCCCGGGCAAGAGCAGCGGCACCGGAGACCGUACGGGGAAGGGGAAGAGUUCGCCGGUUGACGGGAUCGUCCAGCCGGGGGCGUUGAUCACUCUUCCGCCGCCGAGGGAAGUGGCUAGGCCAGAAGUCCGGCGGAAUAGCUUGCCCUUGGCGGGAGCGCUCGAUGAAGAGCAGUGGGUUACCGUGUACGGAUUUUCCAUUGGUGAUACAAACUUGGUACUGCAAGAAUUUGAGAAAUUUGGAGUAAUACUGAAACACGUCCUUGGUCCAAGAGAUGCUAACUGGGUGCAUAUUUUGUACCAGAGCCGAUACGAUGCCCGGAAGGCCCUCGCAAAGCAUGGCAUGCAGUUAAACAGUGUUCUCAUCAUUGGGGUGAAGCCUAUCGAUCCUCAGCAGAAGCAGUAUCUAAAUGAGCAUCUUGAAAGCAACCAUAACAGGGGCUUCAUGGUUCCCAUGCCCUUGGGAUCAGUAGCAGGGAGCUCUGCCGGUCGGAGCCCGGUGGCACCAUCUACCUGGACUCACCAUAAACAGCAGCAUAGCAGCAACAUUGCAACCAGUGAAACUGGCCAAGGCUCUACAAAGGCCAUUGCCUCACCUACAAAGUCUGCCCUGUCCAAAGUUAUGGACAUGAUGUUUAGCUUUUAGAAGACCCAAAUGUCUGUUUUAUAUUUGGUAUUGGUCCAUUAACCGAUCCUGAUCAAGAGUUUAGAUUUCCUCAGCACCAAAAUAUGCAGACAUGCAGCUCAAUCCGAAUCCCACCCUUGAUGUUAAUCUUGGCCAAUAAGCCAAUAAUCACCCUCUGCUUUGUAAGUUUGCUGCCAGAAUCAAGUAUUGUUCUUAGCAACGGUUUGUACUAUCAUCAUCUGUCGUCAGGGGAUUCUUGCAAUGCCUGCAAGCACGAUGUAAGCUUUGAUCGACUUCUCAGACGUUGGUUUUCUGUUUAAUCAUCGAAUCUGAGGUAUGGUGUAUUGUUUCGUGGA